Molecule: messenger RNA, 1512 nt
Organism: Cucurbitaria berberidis CBS 394.84
Lineage: Eukaryota; Fungi; Ascomycota; Dothideomycetes; Pleosporales; Cucurbitariaceae
Product: Low temperature viability protein
Exons: 2
Coding region: 1-1512 (503 amino acids)
Biological process (GO): ribosomal small subunit biogenesis; ribosomal small subunit export from nucleus
Cellular component (GO): cytosol; nucleus; preribosome, small subunit precursor
Source: RefSeq, a predicted model, not a curated record
AUGGCUCGCCGAAAGUUCAUCGAUAGGAAGACGGCAACCAACUUCAGACUCGUCCACCGCGCCCAAAAUGAUCCCCGAAUCCACGAUGAUGAUGCGCCGCAGAUGGUCUUUGCUGAGACCAACGCUCCGAAUCAGCGCGAGGAAGACCAGCCCGCUGGCAGUUCACGAGCGUCACAGUAUUCACAGUACUCGGCGGCAACCGGACGGAGCAAGAUCAGAUCACGACGAGACCUAGAGGGCGAGUUCAAGAACAACGUACGCCAGAAUGAGGGAGAGGCCGCCAACUAUGGCGUCUACUACGAUGACACUGAGUACGAUUACAUGCAACACAUGCGGGACUUGGGCUCUGGUGGCGGAGAGGCAUACUUCGUCGAGGCGCCUACAGAAAAGAAGAAGGGCAAGCAGAAGCUGGAUCUCGCAGAUGCGCUGCGGGAUGCUUCUUUGGACGACAGGCAGAGCGACGCAGGGCUCAGCAUUAGCAGCAACAUCAGCAGUGUGAGCGACAUGUUUGGAGAGGAUCUAGCGCCCUCUGAAUUUGUCCGGAAAACCACGUACCAGGAUCAGCAGAAUAUUCCGGAUUCGAUUGCGGGAUUCCAACCAGACAUGGACCCCAGGCUACGAGAGGUACUCGAAGCACUGGAGGACGACGCAUACGUAGACGACGAAGACGACAUCUUCGCCGAGCUAGCAGAAGACGGGUAUGAAGUCGGCCAGCGAGAAUGGGAUGUAUCCGAUUACAGCGAAGAGAAAGAUACCAUGGCCCGAUUUCUCGACGACGGAGAAGACGGAGGCUGGGAGUCAGACGACACAAUCAAGGCUUCAUCGCCAAAGAACAAGUCCAAAUUCAAAACACCGGCAGAACCAACUGAUCCAGACGCCCUCCCCGCACCAGAUGAAGCCCCUGCACCCACCCAGGAAGGCGACCUAGAUUACCUCAAAGAAUUCAGAAAGUUCAAGGACGACGUCAAGUCAGCUAAACCUACAAAGCCCGCUGCACCAUCAGACAUGCAGUCGUCUAUCCUAACAGGUGCGUCGGCCCUGACAGCCGGCGGUCGCAAGAAGAAGCGCAAGGGGGCCCGGACGAGUACGUCCGGAUACAGUAUGUCAUCGUCCGCACUCCACAGGACAGAAGGACUCACGCUGCUCGACCAACGCUUCGACAAAAUCGAAGAAGAGUACGCGGACGACGGUUUUGACUUCCCAGACGACGCAUCCAUGGUGUCCGGCAUGAGCAAGAUGUCUGGUCUCAGCAAGAUGUCUGGUCUCAGCAAGAUGUCUGGUCUCAGCAAAAUGUCAGGCAUGUCUAGGAUGAGCCAGUGGUCGAGCAGCGAGGCGCCGCCACUGCGAUCGGACUUUGACAGCAUCAUGGACGACUUCCUCGGUAACCACCAUGUGCAGGGCAAGCGGAGAGUGAAGAAGGGGAAAGAGCAGAGUCCUCUCGAGCAGCUGGACGAAGUGCGACAGGGUCUUGGGCCUGCGCGAGUGAGCCGACCGAAGACGACGACGGCUUGA